ACUGCGGAAGUGAGCCCUCCCAACAAUGACUGCCCCUCUUCACAUGCAAGGGGUUCUAGCGUGGUGUUGUUGGCUGCAGCUUCACGCUUGCCUGGUGAAGUCCAUCUUUCGGCACACUUGCUAACCGCGACUAGCUGCGCAUACCCCCACGGUACACGCCCGGCAACUAGGCUGAUAGCCUGAGGCAAACAUCGCGUCCUUGAAAGCCUCCAGGGGAGCUACCGCCUUAUCGUCGCCGUCAUCAACUUCCCCGCCCGUCAUGUCUGCCGCGAUCGAGAACGAGGACCUGGAGGAGCUCUCCCUGAGCAUGCCCGCACCGCGACGGGGAGGCGCGAGCACCACCAAGACGGUCGACUUCCAGGCUCCCGCCGAGCCUGUCCUCCCGGCGCCCUCGGUAGAACCGAACAAGGCACGGGACUCGAAGGCAAGCCAGCGAUUAGGGCAGUAUACGAUCGUCAAGACGCUGGGCGAGGGCUCGUUCGGCAAGGUGAAACUGGCGACACAUCAGGUCAGCGGGCAGAAGGUCGCUCUGAAGAUCAUAAACCGGAAGAGACUGGUGACACGAGACAUGGCAGGCAGGAUAGAGCGCGAGAUUCAGUAUCUGCAGCUGCUGCGGCAUCCACACAUCAUCAAGCUGUAUACAGUCAUAACUACGCCCACUGAAAUCAUCAUGGUCCUCGAGUACGCUGGAGGAGAGCUCUUCGACUACAUUGUCAACAACGGGAGGUUGCAGGAGGACAAAGCGCGCAAGUUCUUCCAGCAAAUUGUCUGCGCCGUGGAGUACUGCCACCGACACAAGAUUGUACAUCGAGAUUUGAAGCCGGAGAACCUGCUCUUGGACGAUCAGUACAACGUCAAAAUCGCCGACUUUGGACUCAGCAACAUCAUGACAGACGGGAACUUCCUGAAGACGAGCUGUGGUUCUCCGAACUACGCCGCGCCAGAAGUCAUCUCCGGAAAGCUGUACGCAGGUCCAGAAGUCGAUGUCUGGAGCUGUGGUGUCAUCCUCUACGUUCUGCUUGUUGGACGACUGCCUUUCGACGACGAGUAUAUCCCCACGCUGUUCAAGAAGAUCGCUGCAGGCAACUACAGCAUACCGAACUAUCUGUCACCUGGCGCCGUCUCAUUGAUCAAGAAGAUGCUUAUGGUCAAUCCUGUACAUCGCAUCACCAUUGGAGAGAUUCGCAUGGAUCCAUGGUUCACGAAAGAUCUUCCUGCAUACCUCGAGCCACCGAUCCAAGAAUUCUUCGACACAGGCAUCGACCCCAACAAGGCCAUAGAUCCCAAAGCCGUUGCGCCAUCACAGCCAGCCCCCGUUGUCCAGAAGCUGCACGAAACCGUUGUCUCGAAGCUGGGCAAGACGAUGGGUUAUGCGAGACAUGAUGUUCAGGAAGCGCUAGCGCGCGACGAACCUAGUGCUAUCAAGGAUGCGUACUUGAUUGUUCGCGAAAAUCAGAUCAUGAAGGCAAAUCCACUCCUGACAAACGAGCAAAACCUGCAACCAUUCCUAGCAUCGUCACCUCCAACCGGUCAUGACUAUCUGAGCCAAUCUAUACCUCAAGUCAUGGCCGGUGGCUCUCGUCCCCAGAUCAUCCCACCCCCUUCAGCCGACCACGAACGCGCAAGACAGGGUUCAAAUGCGAGCAGUCAGCUUGCAAAUGUCCGUAGUCCCGUGAGCACCAUCGCCAUCCUACCCAGCAGUCUCACAGAAUAUCACACUGCCUAUAUGAAGGGUCAUCCAAGACCACUACCCUCUCAAGGCGCCGAAGGCUUACCGUCAACUGGACAGACUGAGGAACAGCGCGCCGCUAAUGCUCGACGACUGAAGCCAAACUUCCGAACACUUCCAGAUCCGCAACGACCGCGGCCGGAGCCCAUGACGGCUCUGCCAGCGAAGAAAGCAAGACCAACCAAAUGGCAAUUCGGCAUUCGGUCACGGAACCAGCCCGCUGAAGCAAUGCUCGCAAUCUUUAAAGCGCUCAAAGCCAUGGGCGCCGACUGGGAAAUCCCCGAACCACGCAAAGUCGGAGGUCGAAGCGGCUCGCGCUCCCGCAGCGGAUCCCAAGGCUCCCAAGAACAGUCUGGCUCGCGAUCACGAACCCACUCCCAAAGCUCCUCGAUAUCCUCCCACUCCUCCGAAGGCGAUGCCCGCUCCGACGACGAAGACUCUCCCCACCGCAAACCCCUCACCGUGCGCAACGCAGACUCAGAAGAACCCCGUGGCCGCCAGAAACGCCACUACAACCACACAAAUGACUGGGGCUACCGCGUCCCCGAAGACCCCUGGGUCAUCAACGCGCGGUUCCGCAAGGACGGCAUGUUCCCCCCCGGCGUCGCGCAUCCGAGUUCCACACACUCGAGUCGCGUCGAUCUGCACCGCGAUCCUGAGGCCCGUAGACGCAGCUCUACGACGACUAGCAACUCCAGUCAUGCUGUGGAUGGUAUGACGAAUGCCGACAAUGGUAAUGAGGGCGAGUACCCGCAGCCCGACGAAGCAGUCUGGAUAUACAUGUCCAUCCAACUCUACUCCAUCGACCGCGACUUCUUCGUCGUCGACUUUAAAUGCGCCGGGUACGAACGCCUGGUCUCCAACCUCGUGCGCGAAAUCAAAGCAAAUCCCGAGGUGGACUUUUCUUCUUCCCAUCGUAGCAAGCAUCAGCAUGAGGAUGGCUGGGAUGACGAGCAGGGCGUUUGGAGGAGGCUGGAUGAGGGCGAGCCGUUGCCUGAUGAAGUGGCGAGCGAAUUGAAGGGUGGGAGGGGUGUGCUGAGGGAGAGGACAGAGGAGGUUGGCGCGGGACGGAUCGAGGGGGAGAAGGUGUGUACGAGUCCGUUUCCAUUUUUGGAUGUGGCUAGUACGUUGAUUUUGCAAUUGAGCGGGGAGUAGGGAGGAGGGAGAUGAUGUGCGUGGGUGUUGAGACGUGGAGGUGGAGCGAUAAAAAAAGAUGUUAGACCAGCAAGGCGAAUGGAGUAGGCGCAGUAUGUAGACACAGGGAUGGAAAUACCCGACUCGAUGUCCGGCGGU
This is a messenger RNA of Macroventuria anomochaeta, 3022 nucleotides long. Its product is annotated as serine threonine protein kinase-like protein SNF1p. Gene Ontology annotation, biological process: protein phosphorylation; intracellular signal transduction. Gene Ontology annotation, molecular function: protein serine/threonine kinase activity; ATP binding. Lineage: Eukaryota; Fungi; Ascomycota; Dothideomycetes; Pleosporales; Didymellaceae. The record is from RefSeq and is a predicted model, not a curated record. Bases 260 to 2884 code for a protein of 874 amino acids. The transcript has 3 exons. Gene Ontology annotation, cellular component: cytoplasm.